Messenger RNA from Suillus bovinus, 1268 nucleotides. Its product is annotated as kinase-like domain-containing protein. The record is from RefSeq and is a predicted model, not a curated record. NCBI's taxonomy places the organism in Eukaryota, Fungi, Basidiomycota, Agaricomycetes, Boletales, Suillaceae. The annotation marks the transcript as partial. Gene Ontology annotation, molecular function: protein kinase activity; ATP binding. The transcript is spliced from 8 exons. Gene Ontology annotation, biological process: protein phosphorylation.
CUACGGAAUCUUCCAAGUACAAAGCAUGUAAUCUCUCUGUCCAGGCUCCUAUGGAAAUGCUUACUCCUGUUCAUUCAGACUACUGCCAACAUAUCUCAUUCGACACAUGUUCGCGGAACAAAUCAUCAUAUAGCAUCCACGUCGCUCAGCUCUAUACCUAACAUUCCUGACAAAGGGAAAGGCCCUGCACGCAAGUUUAGUUUGGAUCUUUUCCGUCGCAAAAGCGUGCAGUCGAAUGACACACCAGGCGCGAAGAUCGAACAAGAAACUACGGGUCAUUUGUGGGUUUUUUGUCAGUGUCUCAUUCACUUGCACAACUUAUAGUAUCCUGCCAAAACCUAGCAAUAUUAUUCCCACCCGUUCGUUGACGAGAGUAAAAGACUUUCACGUACCUCCAGGGGGACUUUGCAAUACAUUUCAGUGUAUCUUGCAAGACAAGGCUUUCAAAAAGGAGAAGGUCGCUGUCAAGUCCAUCAAGGUACGAGACGACGAUGAAACGACUAUUGAGGAAACUCGAAAGAUUAUCCUAGAGCAAGUGCGAGACUGGAUGUCUCUCCGCCACGAAAAUCUAUUGCCUAUCUACGGUACUACCACUGGGUUCGGCUCUAGCCUUCCAUGUUUCGUUUCGCCUUGGAUGAAGAGUGGAUCCUUGACCAACUACCUAAGCGCCAUGAAUCAGCCUCUCCCAAGCUCUAAGAAAUUUUUGCUUCUAUCUCGUGUCGCAGCUGGGCUCCACUUUCUUCAUAGCAAUGUCAUAAUACACGGCAAUCUCAGUAGUAAUAAUGUUCUCAUUGAUGAUCGCUGUAAUGUCCGUCUCGCGGACUAUGGGCUAUCUUCAGUCGUAUCCGCGUGUGGCGAACUCUUUCAGUCCUACCAUUGCGGUGCUUUGCGCUGGACGGCCCCGGAACUCAUCAGCGACGACGAUCAGGAUGGCAACGAGUACAGCGACAUCUAUUCUUUCGGAUGCAUCAUGCUUCAUGUGCUCUCCGGAAAGUUACCGUACUGGUGGCUGGACGAUGUUCUGCGCGUACUUUCUGCGCGACACAAUGGCGUGAAUCCAGUUCGUUGCGGGACGGAGGUGCAUGAGGGACAUGUGAAAUUCGUCCAGCAUUGCUUGUCAAUUUCUCCUGCGGACCGACCAACAAUGGAGAACAUAAACAGUUUUAUUGCCAGGUUCAUUGUAAAGUAGAUCCCACUCAGGUUGAUAGUCCCACACAACCAAAUGUUAAUCAGACUACUUUCAAUGGCUACCGAUGUUUCAUGCUCUC